UAGGAUUGGCAGCUUGUGCACUUCUAUAGCAACCCCAGUCUGUACCUAGGUUUGGGCAAAGUGUGACAGAAUGGCACUUGCUCAUGUCUUGAUCCUAAUUUUUACGGUACUCACCGUUCCUGAUACGUUUGCCACGGUGCAACGUGCUCGCCAGGCUGACACCAGCGAUCCAUGGACAUGGCUAACAAUUACUACAACUAUAUCACCUUGCCCGUACGGCCCUACCUUUAACCCUACAGCGGAGGGUUGUUACGAGUGCACGUGUGGCAGUACCGGUUAUGAGAACUGCCGGUGCAUAUGUGGGUGUGACUGCGCACCAUGUGUCGAUGCCGCGUACAUUACCAGCAGGUGCUGCACGACUUGCCCAUACGGUCCCUGCUCUGAUUGUUACUGUGAUGAUGAAGGUCAGGCGCAAUGUAUGACUAUUAGUGCCUGUGCCUGCCCGCCAUGUGUGGAUGAAGUUGUUUAUCCCAACGACUGUUGCCCAAGUUGCCCGAACGGUGAAAACUGUUACGCAAUGGGGACCAUCAUCCCAGCCGGUACAGAUGUCCAGGUGAACGGCUACACCUGCCGCUGUCCUGACCCCUCCGGGUUUCUGUUUGGCCGUCAUGAGCGGUCAGUUCGGAAGGCACUUGGGUACGAUUGGCCCGAUGGUGGCUGUAACCAAUUGGAGGCUACCUGCACCAUGACGACAUUGCCGCCAUCCACAACUACAACUAUGCCUGAAACGACAGUUGCCGGUUGUAUCAGCUCGUACGAUGGACAGUGGUACCCGCCAGGUUCUGGCAUGCCUUCAGGCAGCCCCUGCUCUGAUUGUUACUGUGAUGAUGAAGGUCAGCCACUAUGUAUGACUAUUAGUGCCUGUGCCUGCCCGCCAUGUGUGGAUGAAGUUGUUUAUCCCAACGACUGUUGCCCAAGUUGCCCGAACGGUGAAAACUGUUAUGCCAUGGGGACCAUCAUCCCGGCCGGUAGAGAUGUCCAGGUGAACGGCUACACCUGCCGCUGUCCUGACCCGUCCGGGUUUCUGUUCGGCCGUCAUGAGCGGUCAGUUCGGAAGGCACUUCGGCACGAUUGGCCUGAUGGUGGCUGUAACCAAUUGGAGGCUACCUGCACCCAAUAAUCAUAAUUAUAAGAGCAAACUGGAGGUCUCUACAAGGGCGUUUAUCAUCCUUAGCAGCUGGACACAGUCUGAGAGGCUCUCCCCAUCACAACCAUCCCAACUCUAGUAACCGAAUGGAAUAAGUUGGAUUUGAA
Messenger RNA from Branchiostoma belcheri (Belcher's lancelet), 1254 nucleotides. Its product is annotated as kielin/chordin-like protein. The record is from RefSeq and is a predicted model, not a curated record. Gene Ontology annotation, cellular component: AMPA glutamate receptor complex. Gene Ontology annotation, biological process: negative regulation of BMP signaling pathway. The coding region runs from base 71 to 1120 and encodes 349 amino acids. Lineage: Eukaryota; Metazoa; Chordata; Leptocardii; Amphioxiformes; Branchiostomatidae. Gene Ontology annotation, molecular function: protein binding. The transcript has 6 exons.